AGCACGGGACCGGCCGGCCGGCCUCAGCCGCGUCCAAGCCCGGGCGGGCCGCCAGGUGAGCGCUCCCGGGCGCUCCAAACGCGUCGCUGGCGGCAGUGCGUCCACCAGGCCAAGUACGGGUCAUGGAGCCGCGCGCGGGGGGCGCCACGGACCCUAAGGGGAGCAGACGAGCAAGCAGCACGCCGGCCUGGGAAGAGGGGAAAAUGGCGGACGCCAAAGAUGGUGUUUUGCGGCCUGCGGGAGCCUUCAGUGCCCCAAUUUCAUUCAGCUUCAAUCGCACAUCCGCCCGGAGACGGCUGGCGGGAGACGCGGCUCCGGAGAAGGAUUUCUUGAAGACCGAGAAAGGGAGGGAGCUGCAGAGUGUGCAGCCCUCAGAAGCCCCCAAGGAACUUGUCAUCCCGUUGAUCCAGAAUGGCCAUCUCAGGCAGCCACCGACCCAGGCCCCUGGGCCAUCCACACAUACUGAGGUCUUGGUGGAUGGGAUGCUGUCCCAGGCUGUGAAGGAGCUCAUUGAGGAAUCCACGAAGUCUCUGGAGGAGAGAGAGAAUGCAGGUGUCGACCCCACGCUCGCUAUCCCCAUGAUCCAGAAAGGAUGCACCCCCACCGGGGAAGGGGCAGACAGCGAACCCCAGGCUGAGACAGUGCCGGAGGAGGCUGAUUAUGAGGCAGUCCCUGUAGAGGCCUAUGGGCUGGCCAUGCUGCGGGGCAUGGGCUGGAAACCUGGCGAGGGCAUCGGCCGUACCUUCAAUCAAGUGGUGAAGCCCCGUGUCAACUCACUGAGGCCCAGGGGGUUAGGGCUGGGCGCCAACCUGACUGAGGUCCAGGCCCUGGCCCCCACCGGCCCCCACCACCUGCUGAGGCCAGAUGAGGAGCCAGAGAAGGAUAAGGAAGACCAGCCUCAAGGACUGGCGCCUGGAGGAGCUGUGGCGGUCCUUUCUGGCCCUCACCGAGGCCUCUAUGGGAAGGUGGAAGGCCUCGAUCCUGACAAUGCUCGGGCCAUGGUCCGUCUGGCUGUGGGGAGCCGCAUGGUGACAGUUAGUGAGUACUGCCUGCGGCCUGUCUCCCAGCAGGAGUUUGACAAGAACUCCUUGGAUCCGAGCCAGGUGAGCAAAACUUCCCCAAGGCAACAGAACGGAACAACCUCGUCAUGGAAGGCCCUUCAGCAUCAGGACCUCCACGUCCGGCAGGAGGACUCAGCGAGGAAGCGGAAACACCAUCCAGACCGACAGGAUGCGCCUGCAGCCAAGAGUGAGAAAGCAGCUCCCAGGAGUCAGCACUGGCUGCACAGGGACCUGCGUGUGCGGUUUGUGGACAAGCUGCACAAGGGUGGCCAGUAUUACAACACCAAGAUGACAAUCGAAGAUGUCCUGAGCCCAGAUACCUGUGUGUGUCGGACAGAUGAAGGCCAGGUCCUGGAAGGCCUGAGGGAAGACAUGCUGGAGACCCUGGUCCCCAAGGUCCAGGGCAAGCGGGUGAUGGUGGUUCUGGGGCCAUGGGCUGGAAGGGUGGGCCGCCUGCUGGACCGGGACAGAGAGCAGAGCCGGGCUCUUGUGCAGCUGCAGAGAGAGAGUCGGGUGGUGGAGCUUCACUAUGAUGCCAUCUGCCAGUACAUGGGCCCCAGCGACUCGGAGGACUGACCUGUGGACACACUCCCAUCCCCCAGGGGACAUGGGCUCGAGCCCUGCUCCGGGAAGAUCCCACAUGCCGCGGAGCAACUAAGCCCGUGCGCCACAACUACUGAGCCUGCGCUCUAGAGCCCGCGAGCCACAACUACUGAAGCCCGCGCGCCUAGAGCCCGUGCUCUGCAACAAGAGAAGCCACCCAAUGAGAACCCACACACCGCAACGAAGAGUAGCCCCCGCUCGCCGCAACUAGAGAAAAGCCCACGCGCAGCAACAAAGACCUAACGCAGCCAAAAAUAAAAAUAAAUAAAUAAAUUUAUAAAAAAAAAAAAAAGAUCCCAUGUGCCGCAACUAAAGACCUGGCGUGAGCCAAAAAUAAAUAAAUAGGGCUUCCCUGGUGGCGCAGUGGUUAAGAAUCCACCUGCCAAUGCAGGGGACACGGGUUCGAGCCCUGGUCCGGGAAGAUCCCACAUGCCGCAGAGCAAAUAAGCCCGUGCGCCACAACUACUGAGCCUGUGUUCUAGAGCCCGCGUGCCACAACUACUGAAGCCCACGUGCCUAGAGGCCGUGCUCCACAACAAGAGAAGCCACCACGGUGAGAAGCUCACACACCGCAAUGAAGAGUAGCCCCCGCUCACCACAACUAGAGGAAGCCCGCGUGCAGCAAUGAAGACCCAACGCA
Molecule: messenger RNA, 2304 nt
Organism: Balaenoptera ricei (Rice's whale)
Lineage: Eukaryota; Metazoa; Chordata; Mammalia; Artiodactyla; Balaenopteridae
Gene: GPKOW
Product: G-patch domain and KOW motifs
Exons: 13
Coding region: 123-1637 (504 amino acids)
Biological process (GO): mRNA splicing, via spliceosome
Cellular component (GO): spliceosomal complex
Molecular function (GO): nucleic acid binding
Source: RefSeq, a predicted model, not a curated record